CGCCCCCACGCGCGGGCGCCUCCCCCUCCCCCGGCCGGGGCGGCUGGCCAGCCCGGAGUCGCUGGGCGCUCGGGGUCGCCUCGCAGCGCCUCUGCACGCACGGCCACGUGCCUUCCUUGGUGUGUCGCGUAGAGCAGCUUUCCUGAGUGGAGGAGCUGCCUCACGGACCGUGUGACCCACGUGGCCAAGAUCAUUGGCUCUCUGGCCCCUGACAGAGGAGAUUUGUUGAUCCCGCCUCGCCAGGCCACUUGUUUCUUCCUACGCGAGUCCCUUCGUUCUUCGUCCGGUUGCUGUGAGGACAGUGCUCACAAUAUUAAAUGCUGACGUUUUUGCGUGUUGACUCCAUGCCGGGCUUGGUGGAAGGCUGUUUGAAAACCAGCCAUCGCUAUCCAGACUCUGCAUGAGGGCCACCACCUGCAGGAAGCCUUCCCUCACCUACUCAGAUGCGAGCCCCUCCGGCCCCCCGCUGACCUGUCGCUGAAGCCGGCCCGCCCCCCCAGGCCCAGCAUGCGCCUGUCGGUGCGGAGGGCGCUGCUGGCGGCCGGCUGCGCGCUGGCCCUGGUGCUGGCGGUCCAGGUGGGUCAGCAGGUGCUGGAGUGCCGCGCAGUGCUGGGGGGCUCGCGCAGCCCCCGGGGGGCCAUGCGGCCGGAGCAGGAGGACCUGGUGAUGGUGGGCGCGGACCGCGUGGAGUACCGCUACGGCAAGGCCAUGCCGCUCAUCUUCGUGGGCGGUGUGCCCCGCAGCGGCACCACGCUGAUGCGCGCCAUGCUGGACGCCCACCCUGAGGUGCGCUGCGGCGAGGAGACGCGUAUCAUCCCGCGCGUGCUGGCCAUGCGCCAGGCCUGGUCCAAGUCUGGCCGCGAGAAGCUGCGGCUGGACGAGGCAGGCGUGACGGACGAGGUGCUGGACGCCGCCAUGCAGGCCUUCAUCCUGGAGGUGAUUGCCAAGCACGGUGAGCCGGCGCGUGUGCUGUGCAACAAGGACCCCUUCACGCUCAAGUCCUCCGUGUACCUGUCGCGCCUGUUCCCCAACUCCAAGUUCCUGCUGAUGGUGCGCGAUGGCCGGGCGUCCGUGCACUCCAUGAUCACCCGCAAGGUCACCAUCGCCGGCUUUGACCUCAGCAGCUACCGCGACUGCCUCACCAAGUGGAACAAGGCCAUCGAGGUGAUGUACGCCCAGUGCAUGGAGGUGGGCAAGGACAAGUGCCUGCCCGUGUACUACGAGCAGCUGGUACUGCACCCCAGGCGCUCCCUCAAGCUCAUCCUGGACUUUCUGGGCAUCGCCUGGAAUGACGCCGUCCUGCACCACGAGGACCUCAUUGGCAAGCCCGGUGGCGUGUCCCUGUCCAACCUGUUCUUUCUCCCCAGGAUCGAGCGAUCCACAGACCAGGUCAUCAAGCCUGUGAACCUGGAAGCGCUCUCCAAGUGGACCGGCCACAUCCCCGGGGACGUGGUGAGGGACAUGGCCCAGAUCGCCCCCAUGCUGGCUCGGCUCGGCUAUGACCCCUAUGCAAACCCGCCCAACUACGGCAAGCCUGACCCCAUCGUCAUCAACAACACGCACCGGGUCUUGAAAGGAGACUAUAAAACACCAGCCAAUCUGAAAGGAUAUUUUCAGGUGAACCAGAACAGCACCUCCUCUCACUUAGGAAGCUCGUGAUUUCCAGAUCUCUGCAGAUUGUUGCCGAGAGGAGAAGACACUGCAUUCGAGUGGAAAUCGGACCUCUAAUCCAAGCAUAUUGCUUGCUAUUAAUCGCCAAAACAGGACUGCUAAGGAGGAAUGUAUUUGCAUAUGUUUGCAAAAGCUGCAUCACUGAAAACUUACCCGGAGACUCUCUACCUUUGGACGCUGGGGUGGGGGGCGUGGAGAGCCAGGGGUGUGGCAGUAGUCCGGCUUUUGAAACUUAGGUAUUUUUUAAUCUUUCCCCUCAAGAACUUUUUUUUAAGAAAUGGAUUUGCCAUUUUUCUUAAUUUGCGGGACUGCCUUGGUGGCUUUGUUGGUGGGGACAAGGCCCACACCUGUGCCUCUCCUGUUGACCCUUACUUUUCAAUUCAAAGAAUCUAUUUAAGAAUUUAAUAUAUGAGGUUUUCUUUGAUUCUCCCUCAGUUCUACUCAGAUUCAGAGAAAAAAAUUAUUUGAAUAAAGUGAACAGGGACUCACUUGUCUGCGCCUGAC
Ailuropoda melanoleuca (giant panda) is the source of this 2175-nucleotide messenger RNA. RefSeq names its product tyrosylprotein sulfotransferase 2 (gene TPST2). NCBI's taxonomy places the organism in Eukaryota, Metazoa, Chordata, Mammalia, Carnivora, Ursidae. The coding region runs from base 508 to 1659 and encodes 383 amino acids. The record is from RefSeq and is a predicted model, not a curated record. Gene Ontology annotation, biological process: peptidyl-tyrosine sulfation. Gene Ontology annotation, molecular function: protein-tyrosine sulfotransferase activity. Gene Ontology annotation, cellular component: Golgi apparatus. The transcript has 8 exons.